Molecule: messenger RNA, 1097 nt
Organism: Alexandromys fortis (reed vole)
Lineage: Eukaryota; Metazoa; Chordata; Mammalia; Rodentia; Cricetidae
Gene: Tcl1a
Product: TCL1 family AKT coactivator A
Exons: 4
Coding region: 27-380 (117 amino acids)
Biological process (GO): positive regulation of peptidyl-serine phosphorylation
Molecular function (GO): protein serine/threonine kinase activator activity
Source: RefSeq, a predicted model, not a curated record
UUUGCUUCGUGCUUCAACCGGAUGCCAUGGCUGAAGCACCGGCAUCCGGGCCAGAGAGACUCGAUGACCCUGAACGCCUGUGGAUCUGGGAAAGGCACGUGUACUUGGAUGAGCAUAAACGAAGCUGGCUGCCCAUAAUCCUCGAGACUGAUGAAAAAUUGCAGGUGCUCCUGCGCCAGCAAGACGUCUCCUUGGGGUCUCCUAUGACCCCCGAACAGCUGACGGCAUAUGAGCUACCUUUACUGUGGCAACUAUACCCAGGGAAAAGGUACCGAGGCAGUGACUCCAAGUUCUGGCUGAUCCUGUACCACGUCAAGUUGAGAGGCGUAGAGGACAUGUUACUUGAACUGUUGGAGUCUGAAGAAUGUGACACGGUAUAAGAUGUGAGACCCAACCUUGGGAGCCAACUCACCAGCUACCCAGCAGCCCCCCCGCCGGCUCCCGCUCUGUGCCUCUGACCCUGCCUUCUCAUCUUUCCCUGGUCCUGCAGUUCCUGUCUCCCUUGCCUGCCCCAGGCCCAUGGGAGAGAUGUUUGUACUUCUAUCCACUUUGCUAGUCACCUUCUUUCUCUUCCACACUGGGCCCCAGGAAGAAAAGCUAGCCAGAAGACACCCCUCCCUAUCUCCGGUAGCCUGCUCAGCUGUCUCCGUUGGCCCUCAGCCUCCACGGCCAGCAGCGUCAGGGAAGUGCCUAGUUCUUACCAACUCCUCUAGGUGCCCAGUGGUAGCUGUGGCUCUGAGCUUCUCAGAAAACUCAUUUUUUAGCCUUUGUCUUUUGUCCCUCGAGGCAACCAGUGUCUGGAUUUUGAACUUGCCUACUCUCUCAUUGGUCUCCCAGCUAUACAUGUACCCUGAGGGACAAGGCCUUGUCACUUAAACCUGGCCAGGCCCCAGAUCUGCCAUCUUUCAAGGUGCUGUGCUUUUACUCGCUUGACCUGUGAACCUGCCCCCCACCACUACCCAACAAACUUAGGCUUUGUUGCAAAGCAGUAGAAGGCCUGAGAGCUUCAUGUCCCUCCUCAGAACCCAGGAGCUUGAAGCCAGGGAUGUGCAAACCUGGCUGGGGCCUAAGGCCAUCACUAGAGCAGGAGGCCAGAC